AGUAAGUUUAGUUGCUUGAGAGCAGUCAACGGCUAAACACUUUGAUUUUGCUUUGUACGCUUGAAUUGUUUUAAAUAAUAAUAAAUAAUAAAAUAAAAAAAGUUCAAAAUCUUAAAGUACUAGUGUUCCCCGAUUUUUGUCUACAACUCGAAAAUAAAAAAUUGAAACGAACGUGCAUCGCCUCGCCUCGCCUCUAAGAAAAAAUUAAAUAUACAUAAAUUAUAAUAAUUUAAAUUUUUAAACGAAAUUAGCUGUGUACUUCGUAUACGUAAUUAAAAACGUGCUUGAAGAAUAGUGAUUGUGCAAUAGAAAUUAAGAAAUUAUAAUGUCAUUCUUUCGCAAUAUACGUUCGACAAUAACGCGUAGCAAAAGUUCGUCGCGUGACACUUCGCCAGUGCGUAACUCACGGCCCGGCAGUGUUAUUAGUAGUGUAACUGAACGUAGAGACUCGAUAGAUUCUCGCGCAGAAUCCAUACUAAAUCGCAGUGAUACGUUCAUAUUAAAUUCCGAUCAGGAAGAUAAAAAUCACUCAAACACAUCGACUUUAGAAAAAAAAUCGAAAAAAUCAAAAGUUUUAAGUAAAUUCAGUACAUUUACGAAACGUAAGAAAACGCCAACUCCAGAACAAACGAGCAUGGAACAUCAUCCCAGUGACAAUGCUACAAAUACUUACUACAAAUGGAAAACUGAAGGAAGCUCGAAUAUAGAUUAUGAUUCCCUAACAGAUCCAUUUAAUUUUCUCUAUGAGCAACAAUCAAGUCUUAAGUCUCUACAAAAUGGCAACAUAGAACCGGCCGUGCAAAGGAGUAAUAAUAGCAAUAACAAUAAUAGCACCUUCGAUUCGUCCACUUAUAGAAAGAGUAAAAUGCCAUUACAUUUAAAAGAACAAUUGGAGCAGUUGAAAACACAGACAAGUACAGACUUAGAUGAAACUGAGGAAAAUGAAAGUGAUAAAUACAAAACUGUCACUUUAAAUACUUUUCGUAAAUCAUUUCGGGAUAAAUUUUUGCAACAACAAAAGGACGCUCCAUAUAAUCCCGCCUGGUUUGUUAAAGUUGAAUCACCUGCACCGACAGUAAAUAAAACUGAUAAGGCCGACGAUUCAGUUAAACAAAGACGUGAAUCAAAAGAAAAUCGUCCUGACUUUUUUGAGUUUGAAAAUGAAAACUAUCGUCCACAAUCACGUUCACCAGUACGCGAUCGCAGAACGCAACAUGCAUCCCGCUCUAGCACACGUUCACCUGUAAAAAGAAAUGAAACAUUCCGUGUUGAGCGUAACAAUGAAAAAGUUCCAACAACAACAACGACUACAACAACAACAACUGCACCUUCAAUACGUAUUGAAAUAAAAAAUUCUAUAGCACCAAAUAUGCCUGGACGAAUUGUACCAGUUGGGGUAGCCAAACCCAUGCCGUCGCAAUAUAAUACAACACAAUAUAAACAACAGCACAAAAAUGUUAUAACAACGCCUACUCCAAUGACAACAACAACAAAUAUUAGCCACAUAAGCCACAAAAAUGCACCUUUAAAAACUUGGCUUAAACCGCAAACAGUUUCGCCCAGUCGAAAUUCAAAUGUGACCCAUAGCUCUGGACGAUUUCAAACGCUGGUGCAAAUGCGUAACGAUGCUAAUACUUCAAGACAAUACUCCCCGCAUACUACACGUAACGGUGCAUUGUCAACACGUAUACAGCUUGGCGGUACAACAGCAGCAGCAACAACAACAACAACAGCAGCGCCGAAACUUUAUACAAGCGCCACAACAACACGUUAUAUGCCGCACAUCAGCUCCACCGCAGUUGGAAACUAUGAACUGCAUAAAAGCCAUUUAACACCGACGCUGCAAGCAGUGCAUAAAACACAGAAGCCUAGUCCAGUGCAAUUUUCACAUAAACCAAAACAUACCACCUACUUUGGAGAUACACAUUUACCGCAAACAAUGGUAAAUAGUGCGCAUUACAGUGGCACCUGCGCAUUUGGUAGCGCUGCUAAGAUCUCGCAAACUCAAGCGCUACCACAGACACGUACGACAGCAGUAAAUCGUACCGCUGGCAGCUAUUUAAGACAUUACCAACCAUUGCAACAGACAUCACAACAACACCAACAACAACGAGUUAUUGUACCACUGCAGAGGCGUUCUCGUUCGCCGAUCAAAAUGCCAUGGAGAUAGAUCAAUCGCAUGUGGGCGUAGGUAGCUGACGCAGAACGGAUUACGAAAUAUUUUUGUUGAAAAUUAAAUAACAAUUGUUAAAUUAUUCUAAAAAUAUAUAUAUGUAA
Teleopsis dalmanni is the source of this 2277-nucleotide messenger RNA. Its product is annotated as probable serine/threonine-protein kinase DDB_G0275165. NCBI's taxonomy places the organism in Eukaryota, Metazoa, Arthropoda, Insecta, Diptera, Diopsidae. The coding region runs from base 326 to 2170 and encodes 614 amino acids. The record is from RefSeq and is a predicted model, not a curated record. The transcript has a single exon.